UAAAAUAUCCAAACCACCACUCAUCUGACCCAACAAACACAAGGUCACCUCCCAAAUGCGCUUAACCAUGACAUCCUCAGCUCUGCCUCUACCACUCUCAUCAACAACCUCUAUCACCUACAGUCACAUCCAUGUUCACCAUCUCAACCCUCCUUCAUCCUCAUCAAACCUCUCACUACUACCAAACUCAACCUCACACAUUCACCAAUGGUCUCUCGAAGACCAUUCAAAUCACCAAACCUCCAUCAACCCACCAACCCAACCCAAAACCAUUCGAUACCGUCUCAGUCAAUUGUGCCAAAACGGCCAACCCCACCUCGCUCGCCAACUGUUCGACUCAAUUCCUCAACCAAAAACCGUUCUCUGGAACACAAUUAUUAUUGGGUUUGUCUGCAAUGGUAUGCCCGAUGAAGCCCUGUUGUUCUAUCUCCGAAUGAAGGCAAACCCUGAUACCAAAUGUGAUUUCUAUACUUACUCUGCCGUUCUCAAAGCUUGCGCCGAGACUCGCCAGCUUAAGAUAGGUAAAGCUGUGCACUGCCAUGUUCUUCGUUCUCAUUCAUGUCCCAGUAGAAUUGUAUGCAAUUCGCUCUUGAAUAUGUACUCUGUUUGUUUGAGUUCAACGGAUGAUGAAAUGGGUUCUGUAGAUUCGGAUAUUUUGAAACACGAUUUGGUGUGUAGAGUGUUUAAUACAAUGCGUAAGCGAGAUGUAAUUGCUUGGAAUACUAUGAUUUCUUGGCACGUAAAAACGAAGAGAUUUGAAGAAGCAGUUAGGCAUUUUUGGUUGAUGAUGAAAAUGGGUAUAAAACUGACUGUUGUAAGUUUUGUCAAUGUCUUCCCGGCUGUUUCAAGGAUGAGGAGUGUUAAUAGAGCUAAGUUGUUUUAUGGUUUGCUUCUUAAAUUGGGAAGUGAGUUUGUUAAUGACCCGUUUGCAUUGAGUUCUGCAAUUUUCAUGUAUUCUGAGCUUGGUUGUCUUGAUUUUGCUAGAAAGGUAUUCGACCAAUGUUUGGAGAGAAAUACAGAGGUUUGGAACACCAUGAUUGGUGGAUAUGUUCAGAACAAUCGUCCAGUUGAAGCACUUUAUCUUUUCCUUAAAGCUUUGGAGCUAGAACAUACUGUUCUAGAUGACGUGACUUUUCUCUCAGCUCUAACUGCAGCUUCACAGUUGCAGCGAUUAGACUUUGCUCAACAGCUACAUGCAUAUUUAAUUAAGAAUUCAUCAGUGUUAUGUAUCAUCAUACUAAAUGCAAUGAUUGUGAUCUAUUCAAGGUGCAAUUUGGUUGAGACGUCCUUUGAAAUAUUUAGUAGAAUGUGUGAAAGAGAUGCUGUUUCUUGGAAUACCAUGGUUUCUGCUUUUGUGCAGAAUGGGUUUGAUGAUGAAGGGUUGAUGCUUGUGUAUGAGAUGCAGAAGCAAGGGUUCAUUAUUGAUUCUGUAACUGUAACUGCUCUUCUUUCAGCAGCAUCAAAUCUCAGGAACCCAGAAAUUGGGAAACAAACCCACGCCUAUAUUCUUAGGCAUGACAUUCAAUUUGAAGGAAUGGAAAGCUAUCUCAUAGAUAUGUAUGCUAAAUCUGGUCUGAUUGAAGCUGCACAAGGACUGUUUGAAAAGUAUUGCUCGUAUGGUAGAGAUCAAGCCACGUGGAAUGCCAUGAUUGCUGGGAAUACACAAAAUGGACUAAUUGAGCAGACUUUCACCAACUUUAGGCAGAUGCUCGAGCAAAAUGUAACACCUAAUGCUGUAACCUUAGCAUCAAUUCUCCCUGCCUGCCAUCUGGUGGGAAGUAUGGCUCUAGGCAAGCAACUCCAUGGCUUUGCCAUUCGCAACUGCUUGGGCCAGAAUGUUUUUGUGGGAUCUGCUCUGGUAGACACGUACUCAAAAUUGGGUGCAAUCACUUAUGCUGAGAAUGUGUUUUUCGCGUCCCCUGAAAAAAAUUCAGUUACAUACACCAAUAUGAUAUUGGGUUAUGGUCAACAUGGGAUUGUUGAGAAAGCUCUCUUGCUAUUCCACUCAAUGUGGGAAUCUGGCAUUAAACCUGAUGCCAUUACCAUUGUUGCUGUCUUGUCUGCUUGCAGUUAUGCUGGGUUAGUUGAUGAAGGUCUUCAAAUGUUUGAGUCAAUGGAGACACAAUAUGGAAUUCGGCCCUCACAUGAGCACUACUGUUGUGUUGUAGACAUGUUAGGGAGAGUUGGGAGGGUGGCCGCAGCUUAUCAGUUUGUCAAACAAUUGGGUGAAGAGGGUAAUAACUUGGGAAUUUGGGGAUCCCUUCUUGCGGCUUGCAGAAUUCAUGGAGAAUUUGAAUUGGGAAAAGUUGUUGCCAGUAAGUUGCUUCAAAUGGAGAGAGGAAAUAGGAUGUCAGGUUAUCAUGUUUUGCUGUCAAAUAUAUAUGCUGAGGAAGGGAACUGGGAGUAUGUUAACAGAGUGAGGAAAGGGAUGCGAGAAAAGGGUUUGACAAAGGAUGUUGGCUGCAGUUGGAUUGAUAUUGCUGGUUUUGUGAACUGUUUUGCGUCUAGAGAUCAAAAGCACCCCCAAUGUGAUGAAAUAUAUCAAACAUUGGAAGAAUUGGCAAUAAAGAUGAAAGAUGCUGGUUAUAGGCCUUGUCCAGAUUCAGAAAUAGGCUGGAUUUCUGAGUCUGAGGAAUGAAUAACACUUCGUUUUUUAUUCAGAUGGCACAUGGGUACACAAUUGGGAGACUAAUCACUUCAUAGUAUAUCAACUGCAUCAACUAGCCUUGGGAAAAAGGCUUGGCUGAGGGGUGCUGGGGCUUUUUGAUUUAAGUUGAUACGGAAUCUUGGUUCCUUUGACUGUGGGACUAUUUUCCCAACAUGACUUUUAUUGCCUUAUCAAAGAGAUUCCUUCCCAUCCUGCUACCUGGUGCCUCCCAACCACUUAGGUUCAAAAAAUGCAGGAAGACAAGAUGCCUCCUGGUUUUUGCUAUGCUUUCUUGGUUUAACUCUCUCACGGCAAUUGGUAUUGUCGUAAGCUCCGUAGAACUACAACUGGCUAGCCUGCUGCAACAUGAUCAAAAGAAAGAAGGAAGUUACAAAUAUGUACAACGCGUAAAGUGGGAGCGAAAACCCCAAACAAUCAUAAGGGAGGAAAGAUUGACACGUAGGUGAGGGGAGGCAAAGCCCUCACCUCGUAACAAGGUGCAACUGCUCUUGACUAAUGGACUAGCCCUGUUGGUUCUUUUUUAUUGUUGAGAACAAACCUUAAACUUGAUGUUGAGGUGUGAUGAUCUGGGCAUUGUCUCAAAGAGAGACUCAAUGAAAUAGAUGUCUGUGAAGAUGUGGACUACAUGCAUUUGGACAGAAAGGUUCUAUGAAGUUAACAGGUUACAACAUUAUUUGCUUCUUGUUAAAGCAGACUUCCAAUAGAAUUAAUUGUUCUUGAUCAUCUAAGGCAUGCUAAGAUCUUGUACUAAAAAGCCAACAUGGCUUAAGGCCUUUGGUUUGCUGUGUCUCUGAACUCCUAUCAUUGCAAAUCUAGUAAGGAUUUCCAUGGUUGUACAAAGGCCUAACAUGUGUGUGUGUGCGCAUUGGGAUCCAUAGGCCCAUAAGUAAUCAAAAGCACUUCAAAAAA
Camellia sinensis is the source of this 3577-nucleotide messenger RNA. Its product is annotated as Tetratricopeptide repeat (TPR)-like superfamily protein. Lineage: Eukaryota; Viridiplantae; Streptophyta; Magnoliopsida; Ericales; Theaceae. The record is from RefSeq and is a predicted model, not a curated record. Gene Ontology annotation, biological process: RNA modification. Gene Ontology annotation, molecular function: protein binding; RNA binding.